GACGCGUGGCUCGCGGUACGUCCGGGUGCAAAGCAGCUCAGAUCGCCCAUUGCUCUUAGCGCAGUGGGACUCAACUGAAUUGUGAGCCGGACGCAACGUGGAGCCAUGAAGGACGACGUCGUCAUCGUCUCCGCCGUUCGCACUCCCAUCGGUUCUCUCAAUGGGAGUCUGUCCACCAUCCCUGCCUACUCUCUGGGCUCCGUGGUGCUCAAGGAGGCUCUGGCUCGUGCCUCCAUGUCCCCGAACGACGUGGGGGAGGUGAUCCUGGGACAGGUACUCACAGCCGGCCAGGGACAGAACCCGGCUAGGCGUGCGAGUCUGUCCGCGGGUCUCCCUGUCUCUGUCCCCGCGUGGGGACUCAACAUGCUGUGUGGCUCCGGUCUCCGCGCCGUCUGCCUGGGGGCCCAGGCCGUGAGGCAGCGGGACGUGGACAUCGUCCUGGCCGGGGGGCAGGAGAGCAUGAGCCAGGCCCCCCAUGCUGUGUACGUGAGGGCGGGGGUGAAGAUGGGAGACGCCACGAUGGUUGACACCAUGACACACGACGGCCUCAUAGACUCCACCCUGCACUACCACAUGGGAGUGACCGCGGAGAACGUGGCGAAGCAGUUCUCGGUGUCUCGCCGUGACCAGGACGACUUUGCGGCGCUGUCCCAGGCGCGCACCGCGGCCUCCGUGCAAUCCGGAGCCUUUACGCGGGAGAUCGCCCCCGUGUCUGUCGUCACGCGCAAGGGGGAGGUUGUCGUGACUCAGGAUGAGUUUCCACGGCCUGGGACGACGGUUGAGAGUCUGGGACGACUCAAGCCGUGCUUCGUCACGGACGGAAGCGGCACCGUGACCGCCGGGAACUCAUCCGGAGUGAACGACGGUGCUGCUGCCGUCUUGUUGAUGACGGAGAGCGAGGCCCAGUCGCGGGGCCUGAAGCCUCUGGCUCGCCUGGUCUCCUGGGCGCAGGCCGGAGUGGAGCCGAGCAUCAUGGGAACAGGGCCCAUCCCAGCCACAACCAAAGCGCUAGCGAAGGCUGGCUGGUCUGUGCAGGACGUGGAUCUGUUUGAGCUGAACGAGGCGUUCGCGGCUCAGUCGCUGGCCGUGAUCCGCAAGCUGGGACUCAACACGGAGAAAGUGAACGUGAGAGGCGGUGCGCUGGCUCUGGGUCACCCAAUCGGUGCGUCUGGGUGCCGCGUGUUGGUGUCGCUUCUCCACUCGCUGAGGGACACGGGCGGUGCCCGGGGGGUGGCGGCGCUGUGCGUGGGCGGUGGCAUGGGCAUCGCGGCGUGCGUGGAGACGGUGGAGACGGCCUGAGACACACACACACCACACACCACCACACGCACCACCACACGCACCACCACACAUGCACCACCACACAUGCACCACCACACACGCACCACCACACACGCACACACACGCACCACCACACACGCACCACCACACACACACUACCACACCACACACACAACAACAACCGCCAUUCGCCACUAAGUGGCGGUGACGUCACCACGACGCUUGUGCCAGGCCAAAUGCACCUUGAGGCCACGUGAAGUGUUGAACGCCCGCUGGCAGGUCACGGGGCAGACCCAGCAGGUGCCACGGGUCGACUGACCGAGAUGACCGAGAUGACUGGCUGAUGCACCACCUGUGCCCCCUACUGUACCAACUUGCUGUGCUUUAGCCACCCGGCGCUCCGCUCGUUGUUGUGAGCGUCGCUCCUCCGCCCUCCGUUGUUGGAGGGCGACUGCCUCCAACUGCCCAGUAGCGUCCUUCACGAGCCUCCUCCACAGAGGCCGAUCUUGACACCGCUGGUACCAGUCAUCGGCAAGUCCACUCAGCUCCACGUACCUGUACCACAUCUCUCCAUCUCUUCUCUAGCCCGUGCCGCCUCCGUUUAGCCCCCUCGAUCCGGCCGAACAAAAGCUGUUUAGGCAUGCGGUGGCUGGGCAUGCGGGCUACAUGACCCAGCCAACGCAGCCUUGCCUGCCGGAGGAGCUCACCAAUGGGACUUUCUCCAGAUCAGUGAGCACCUAUCUAAUUAUCUAAUAAGCACUACCACACACACACUACCACACACAUGCACCACCACACACACGCACCACCACACACACAUGCACCACCACACACAUGCACCACCACACAUGCACCACCACACACGCACCACCACACACACGCAUGCACUCGCACACACACAACAUGCCCACACGCCUUACCCUACCUUUAUCGUACAUUUAUCUAGCGCCCUAACCAAGGCGCUGUACAGUGAACUUACGAUGGCACAAGGCGAGAUGAGACGAGCCGAUGGGAUAUCUGUUAAAUGUGGUGGUGGCGGUGGUGGUGGUGGCGGCGAUGCGUGGAAUAAACGGAGGUGGGAAUGAGACGGAGCGGAUUGAUGCCUGG
Molecule: messenger RNA, 2388 nt
Organism: Lethenteron reissneri (Far Eastern brook lamprey)
Lineage: Eukaryota; Metazoa; Chordata; Hyperoartia; Petromyzontiformes; Petromyzontidae
Product: acetyl-CoA acetyltransferase, cytosolic-like
Molecular function (GO): acyltransferase activity, transferring groups other than amino-acyl groups
Source: RefSeq, a predicted model, not a curated record